Molecule: messenger RNA, 795 nt
Organism: Fibroporia radiculosa
Lineage: Eukaryota; Fungi; Basidiomycota; Agaricomycetes; Polyporales; Fibroporiaceae
Exons: 8
Coding region: 1-795 (264 amino acids)
Source: RefSeq, a predicted model, not a curated record
AUGAUCGCAUUCCUGAGCGACAUCGUCGCAGGAACGGAAUGUGGUUCGAGCUCAGACAGCCUAUCCUGCCUUCGCGCCGCCGACGUGGACACUUUACAAACAUUGAACUACAAUAUAAGCUUGGCAGUAUAUUAUGGCACUUAUAUUUUUGUUCCCGUUGUCGAUGGUACCUUCAUUGUCGAACGCCCGACCGUCACAAUCACGAGCGGACAUCUCAACGGAGAAGUACUUUUAGCGGUGACCAAUUCACACGAGGGAAAUGAUUUUGUUGAUCAAUCACUUACGAUGGAAAUAUCGGACUUCGUUUCCACACUGUUCCCUGACGUUCAACCCUGGCAGGCUGCACUAGCAACUCCUUUGUAUCAGGGCCUUGGUACCAACGUAGAGCAAGCUAACUACGCAAUGGGCGAAUCCAUCUUCAUUUGUCCUACUUACUACCUCCUCAAAACUUUCGGUAGCAAAGGGUGGAAGGGCGAAUUCGCUAUCCCACCUGCACUUCAUGGCAAUGAUCUUAGCUAUUACUUCACAUCUGAUGGCCCUCCAUAUGAUAACUCCGAGUUCAUCACCGCCUUCUCGAACGGGUUUAUGGCUACAGCUAUGACCAUGAACCCUAACGACAAGUACAAUUCCAGCGACAUCACUCCUGCAUGGAGUACCUGGGUGUCUGGACAUACAGAAAUGAUGUUCAACGAGACGGAGGCUGGCGCACCGAAUGUGUAUACCUACACGACGGACGAUGCGCUACUCGAGCGUUGCCUCUAUUGGCUGAGCCUCUCUGCGUAUACGGCACAGUGA